Messenger RNA from Pipistrellus kuhlii (Kuhl's pipistrelle), 669 nucleotides. Its product is annotated as 5-hydroxyisourate hydrolase. Gene Ontology annotation, biological process: purine nucleobase metabolic process. The transcript has 4 exons. Lineage: Eukaryota; Metazoa; Chordata; Mammalia; Chiroptera; Vespertilionidae. The coding region runs from base 163 to 519 and encodes 118 amino acids. The record is from RefSeq and is a predicted model, not a curated record. Gene Ontology annotation, molecular function: hydroxyisourate hydrolase activity.
GUUCGGUUCCCUGAUCGCCGCCCAUCCCAGACGGUCCCCUCGAUUUCACUUCCGGUGGGAGUUGCCUCUGCAGCCACAGGUCCGUGCGCCCCACUGGCCCGCCUGGGCCCCUCCCGAGCGCGGUCCCUGGGGCCGUACUGGUGGCACCGAGAGGGCAGAGGCAUGGAGCCAGUCCGCAGCCCGCUGACCACACACGUGCUGGACACUGCCUCCGGGCUCCCAGCCCAAGGCCUCUGCCUCUGUCUGUCGAGGCUCGAGGACCAUGGCCAGCAGUGGACAGAACUGAGAAGAAGCUACACCGACCCCGAUGGCCGCUGCCCUGGGCUCCUGCUGCCAGGCCAGAUGAAGGCGGGCACCUACAAGCUGACCUUCGACACAGAGAGUUACUGGAAGAAAAGGGGGCAGGACAGCUUCUACCCUUAUGUGGAGGUCGUUUUCACCAUCACAAACGAGACCCACAAGUUCCACGUCCCCCUGCUGCUGAGCCCAUGGUCCUACACCACCUACCGAGGGAGCUGACCGCCCGCUGGUCCGAGAGCCUACGCAGCCAUCCACAGAGGCUCCCUGCUCCUCAUGGGGCCUCAGGUCCUGCUUCCCGGGGGGGGGAUCUGGACCCCAAGUCCUAGUGGCGCUGUGACUUGGGCACCAAUAAAGUCUGUGGCACCUGCA